CCCCUCAGCCGCCGGCCUGCCGUGCUGACGGGGGGCGGGCACUCACCUGCUGCGGACCGCCGCCGCCGCAGCCGUUCUCACCCCGGCCUCUCCCCGCGGGCGGCCCCAUGGAGCGGCUGCGGGUGGACGCGGCGGCCCUGGACGAGUACGCGGAGUACCGGCGAAUUGUAGGUGAUGAUGAUGGAGGAAAGCUCUUUACCCCUGAGGAAUAUGAGGAGUACAAUAGAAAAGUUGGGCCAAUUCGGUUACGGAACAGGCUGUACGUGAGCUGGAGAUCACCAACUGGCAUGGACUGUAAGCUUGUGGGGCCAGAGACACUGUGCUUUUGUACUCACCGGUAUAAACAACACAAAACGGACUAUGAAGUGAUUCCUGAAGACCGUCCUAUUUAUGUGCCUUGCAGAGUGAGCCGCUGUCCAUGCCAGUCCUACCACUACGUCCCUGUAAAUGGCACACAGCCCAUCCGUUGCAGAUGCAAACACUUUGCUGACCAGCACAGUGCAGCACCUGGACAUUCAUGUAACUCUUGUUCCAAGUGUUUGGGCUUUCGUAGUUGCUUUACCUGUGCAUGUGGUGAGCCAACAUAUGCUCAUGAAACAGUCGUGGAAACUAAAGAAGAACGCUUAGCUCAAGGAAAGCCUGUGGGCCAGGAUGUUCCUUAUGCUGCCAUGGGAGGACUGACUGGUUUUAGUUCACUAGCAGAAGGCUACAUGAGACUUGACAACAGUGGUGUAGGGGCUCCUUCUGAUGAACUUUCAGAAUCCCCUGUUACCAGCACGGAUCAUCCAUUUCUCAAAGCAUUUCAGGGACCUUCUAGUUCUGCUCAAACCAUCCCAGAGAUAGCAGGUGGUUCUAGUGGCAAAAGGCAAGUUUGUCCUGGAAAGUAUACAGAACAAGAUGACAUGGCUUACUUUGAGAAACGUUAUCAAGAACGGCUGAAAAAGGAGAAGGCUGCUAAACAGAAACAGAAAAGUGCAGUGCCAUCAAAGAAGCCAUAAGUUUAAUAAAGAACUAUUUAUUAUAUACCACAGUAUUAAUCAUUGCAUUGAAGAGUAUUUUUUACUGUGCCUACCUGCAUACUUUAUUUCUUAAUUUCUUUAUUCUGAUGGUUUGUUCUAUUGCUGAAAUGAAUUUUUUAUUAUCAUGUUGCAGUAAAAUUGGUACUUUAAUCAAUACACUUCUAAUCUCCAGAAUUAUUACAUAGAUAUUCCUUUGAGAACGGAAAAUCAUAUUUAGAGAUUUACAGAACUGUUAUUGAAGAUCUGAGAGAAUAAUCAUGUAUUUAAGUAUAAUGUUGUAGUAGGGCAAAGAAAAUAUGCCUUAUUCUUAAACUUCUAUAACACACUUUAUUUGUAGAGUCCUUAGAACUCGUCUCAUUCAUGAAUUUUUAUUUGGUGAAAUUUGUUCUGUUUAUAUUAACAUUUUAAUUUUAUUUAAAUACUUUUUUUCCUAUUGGUUUCAUUGCCUUCACAUAAAAUUCAAACAUAGCCUUCUUU
Messenger RNA from Neopsephotus bourkii (Bourke's parrot), 1496 nucleotides. It is a transcript of the gene FAM221A, whose product is annotated as family with sequence similarity 221 member A. Lineage: Eukaryota; Metazoa; Chordata; Aves; Psittaciformes; Psittacidae. Bases 108 to 998 code for a protein of 296 amino acids. The record is from RefSeq and is a predicted model, not a curated record. The transcript is spliced from 7 exons.